This is a messenger RNA of Mizuhopecten yessoensis (Yesso scallop), 2146 nucleotides long. RefSeq names its product DEP domain-containing mTOR-interacting protein-like. Gene Ontology annotation, biological process: intracellular signal transduction. The record is from RefSeq and is a predicted model, not a curated record. The coding region runs from base 90 to 1244 and encodes 384 amino acids. Lineage: Eukaryota; Metazoa; Mollusca; Bivalvia; Pectinida; Pectinidae. Gene Ontology annotation, molecular function: protein binding. The transcript is spliced from 10 exons.
GAAGGCGAUUAGAAAAGCUGUCUAAAAUAAGCUGUAUCUGUCGACCAGAUCCCGUCUACACCCGAAACGUACACAGACUGUCGACCACCAUGGAGACGGGUAGGGAGAGGACCACCAGCUUCUCCGAGAAACACGAAAUCUACCUCAUUGGCGAACAGUUAAGGACAGAGAUGCACUCUUCCAUGUUGAUCAGAGAUCGGCGGUAUCACCUCCGGAACUACCGACAGUGCUUUGCCGGAAACGAAAUAGUGGAUUGGCUUGUUCGAUGUAAACACUGCUCGUCUAGGAGCGCUUCAAUAUCGGGCAUGCGCAUUCUUCAGAAGUAUGGAAUUUUUCAUCAUGUUUGCGAUGAUCACAAAUUCAAAGACGACCUGUUGUUCUACAGGUUUAGACGUGACGACGACACGUCAGCCGACAAAGAUCUAACGCUUUUCUACACUGGCAUCAGGAUAUACCACAAAAUGACGAAAAAGAAAGGCCUGGCCCGGGACUUUAUUCAGGGCGGCCAGACAUACCACAACGCCUUUAUUGGGUCAAAGUUUACGGACUGGUUGACUGGUCAGAAAGAGGCUGUUACACGAGAGGACGCAAUCUACCUUGGCCGUCAGCUACUGGAAAACAAUAUUAUACGACACGUGACAGACGACCAUCACUUCAGGAACUCCGAAUCUCUCCUUUACCAAUUCUCUAUAGACUUCGCACGGCGGCGUAUUCUGGCUGAUGUCUUUAAAUUAUCAACCGAAACGACGCAAGUCAGAUUGUCUUUCUCCUCUACAGACUCGCAGGAGGAACAUACACUUCCAAGAUUCGUAACGAAUACAGAGGAUAGGGACUAUGGCUAUCCUGGUUCACUAGAUCAGAGUGGGUCCUGGUCGUCAGAACACGAACACAGCAACGACAACGGGGAGGCCAACGCGCCCAAAUCAGUGAUGUUGCGCCAAGCGACUGCGGACGAACUAGAAUCACCUGAUACCCCUUACGUAAAGCAAAGAAUGAGGAUAAUCAGUGACUCAGUUGGAUACGGAGUCGUGUUACGAGGUGAAGGGCCUACUUACGUCCAGACUGUGGACCCCACCGGGCCAGCCGCCUUGGCAGGACUAAAGGUGCGACAGUAUGUUUAUGCGGUGAAUGGUGUGAAUGUGUUAAGGAAGAAUCACAAGGAUGUGGGACAAACUAUCAUGUCAAAUGAAAACGUUCUUGAUAUCACUGUUUUGACGCACAAACGUGACGCCAUAAAUACAUGAAAAACGUCAUGAGUGACGUCACGAGAAAGUCUAACCAAAACAUCGGUUCUUCACCUGCAAAACACCUGCAGAAGAAAAGUCAUCUAAGGUGGCAGGAAAACAUCCAUGAUAUCACAGUCUUCACCAGAAUGACGUUGUCAACGCCUGGGGCACGUCUAAUUAGCAAGACACGAUAGCAUCUUCGAUAAACACAGUAUCGUCGUGUCGUAGGUUCGAAGGCUGUGAUGAGGUUUCCCUGAGCAGGGGGUUGAACUCUGUGCUGUGGUCUUCGAGUGAUGUGACGAGGGGUUAAACUCUGUGCUGUGGUGUUCGAGUGAUGUGGUACUGUUAAUGAGCCGUUGGAAAUACGGACCCAUAAAAAGUAGAACAUAGAUACAGUCUCCAGCACAUACACACGCGCACACACACACACACAUAAAGAAGUACCAAAUAGGAUCAUGUGGUAAGAUGCCAUUGCGUAAGGCUGCUCUCACUGUAAUGAUGUUGUGGGAAUAUAUGUGUUUGAUAACAUAAGUGAUCUUCGACAUCAGCUGUAAUUAACUUUAUGUGUAGAACGUCGUUAUUAAAAUACAAGGCGAUUGAUAUGGGGAAAAUAAAACACGUAUAUCAAUAUAUUUGGGUAGGUUUGUCUUGCAAACCGAUAUAAGCUACUUUUUUCGGAAUAUGGUUUAUCCAAAAAUUAAGAUGGUAUAUAGCCGUAUGAAAUAUCGUUUUUAGAUGAAGCGAUAAAAUUACCUUCAACACCGAACGUAGCAGUUGUUUGUUUUUGGGCACGACACAAAUGUAGUGUAUAAACACAACAUGAUCUCUCUAUUCUCUACUGUAAAACUGUAUAAGAUGAUACAUUUCAAGAACAAACACCGCACCUAUCUAUUGCGGUUUGUGAUGCGACACAAUAUGAC